Messenger RNA from Aureobasidium subglaciale EXF-2481, 2108 nucleotides. RefSeq lists its product as uncharacterized. Gene Ontology annotation, biological process: protein folding. Lineage: Eukaryota; Fungi; Ascomycota; Dothideomycetes; Dothideales; Saccotheciaceae. The transcript is spliced from 3 exons. Bases 222 to 1973 code for a protein of 583 amino acids. Gene Ontology annotation, molecular function: calcium ion binding. Gene Ontology annotation, cellular component: endoplasmic reticulum membrane; endoplasmic reticulum. The record is from RefSeq and is a predicted model, not a curated record.
CGGAGCUUGUGGUAGAAAUAGAUUGAGAGUCUUCGAUGGAGUUCCGAGCCCCGCAUGUGAAGCUCUGUUUCCUGAUCCGGCUAGUGGCAAGUUGGUCUAAACGUGUCCUGUGCCGGCGAUACUGAGACAGCUGGUUACUUUAAGGCCACUCUGUUCUCGCCGAUUACUCUUACUCUCGACAGUCUUUCAUUGCUUGACAAGAGUUGAUCAAUUGAUUCAAGAUGAAGUUCAACAGCGCCUAUCUCGCCGUGGGUCUCUGCGCCGCCAUCUCUCGCGCCGACGUGCUUGAGGAUCUCGAGGAUUCCGCCGUCGAUGCUUCGUCGUCUGUUGCUUCGGUCGUCGAGUCUGUGACUUCGUCGGCUGUCAGCAAGCCCACCUUCACCCCUACCACCCUCAAAGCUCCUUUCCUCGAGCAGUUCACCGACGACUGGGAGUCAAGGUGGCAGAAGUCCGAGGCCAAGAAGGAGGGCACCGAGGAGGAAUGGGCCUACGUUGGUACCUGGAAGGUCGAGGAGCCUUCAGUCCUCCGCGGCAUCGAGGGCGACAAGGGCCUGGUGCUCAAGGAUAAGGCUGCUCACCACGCCAUCUCGGCAAAGUUCCCCAAGGCCAUUGACAACACCGACAAGACUCUGGUUGUCCAGUACGAGGCAAAGUUCCAAGCUGGUCUUGAGUGCGGUGGUGCCUACAUGAAGCUCCUUCAGGACAACAGCGCCCUCCACGCCGAGGAGUUCUCCAACGCCUCCCCCUACAUCAUCAUGUUCGGUCCCGACAAGUGCGGCUCCACCAACAAGGUCCACUUCAUCUUCCGCCACAAGAACCCCAAGACUGGCGAGUACGAGGAGAAGCACCUCAAGAACCCUCCCAUGGCCCGCAUCAGCAAGCAGACCUCCCUCUACACCUUGAUCGUCCGUCCCGACCAGACCUUCGAGCUCAAGGUCGAUGGCACUUCGCUCAAGACCGGUUCUCUCCUCGAGGACUUUACUCCCGCCGUCAACCCCGACACCGAGAUUGACGACCCUGAAGACAAGAAGCCCGCCAACUGGGUUGAGGAGGCUCAGAUCACCGACCCCGAGGCCAAGAAGCCAGCUGACUGGGAUGAGGAGGCUCCCUUCGAGGUUGAGGACACCGAGGCUGAGAAGCCUGCCGACUGGCUCGAGAACGAGCCUCUCCAGAUCCCUGACCCUGAGGCCGAGAAGCCCGAGGACUGGGAUGAUGAGGAGGACGGUGACUGGAUGCCCCCUCUUGUCCAGAACCCCAAGUGUGACGAAGUCUCUGGCUGUGGUCCCUGGAAGGCUCCCAUGAAGAGAAACCCCGAGUACAAGGGCAAGUGGUCCGCUCCUCUGAUCGAGAACCCCGCCUAUAAGGGCGUCUGGGCUCCCCAGAAGAUCGCUAACCCCGACUACUUUGAGGAGAAGACUCCCUCCAAGUUUGAGCCUAUGGGUGCCAUUGGCUUCGAGCUGUGGACCAUGCAGAACGACAUUCUCUUCGACAACAUCUACAUCGGUCACUCCGAGAAGGACGCCGCCGCUCUCGCCAAGGAGACCUUCGAGGUCAAGAACGCCGUCGAGAAGGCCGAAGAAGAGGCCACCAAGCCCAAGAAGGACGAGACCAAUGAAACCCCCAAGUCCCCCAUGGACCUCAACUUCAUGGACGACCCCGCCCUCUACGUCCGCGAGAAGCUCGACCUCUUCAUCACCAUCUUCAAGCGUGACCCCAUCCAGGCCGUCCAGUUCGUUCCCGAGGUCGCUGGCGCUAUCGGUGUCAUUGUCGUUACCAUCAUCGCUCUCCUUCUCGGCGCUCUCGGUGGCGGUGCCGCCGCUGCCCCCAGCAAGGAGCAGAUCAAGGCCAAGGCCGACCAGGCCAAGAAGGCUGCCGUCGACACCAAGAACCAAGCUGCCGAGGCCGUCGCCUCUGGAGCACAGGCUGCCAAGUCCGAGGUUCAGCAGAGAAGCGGUGCUGCCAAGUCAACCUAGAUUGAAGACUGGAAGCCCAUGUUGCCUGUCGGCCCACAACUCUGAAUGAAGUAGUUGAAGUUGAUGAGGGUGAAAAGAGAGAAAGGGAAGAUUUUGACAUCGUUACUAUUACCCAGCCAAAAGGCUACGUUUUGC